Messenger RNA from Paramacrobiotus metropolitanus, 1133 nucleotides. RefSeq lists its product as uncharacterized. The record is from RefSeq and is a predicted model, not a curated record. Bases 1 to 690 code for a protein of 229 amino acids. The transcript is spliced from 3 exons. Lineage: Eukaryota; Metazoa; Tardigrada; Eutardigrada; Parachela; Macrobiotidae.
AUGGCUGUAGGGAUUAACCUCCACAACGUUUCGCAGCUUCUUGAGCUCCGCGUUUUGACUCUGCGCAUCCUCUGGACUAUUGGCGAUGAAGAUGGCGCAGCAAUUGUGGCAAAGAAUAUUAUUCCUGUGUCGAAUAAGGAUUCGGUGGAAACUGUCCAGCCGGCAUUCGGGUCCCUUAAGCGCCCAGUUGAGGCGGCGGCUGAGGAAGACAGCGAGAAGUGUGAAAGCGCUAGAAAACGGCAGGCCAGCCUGCUUGAUCCAGAAUCAGCUGCACGUGGUAUGGAGUGGAAAGACAAUGAAAUCUUGCAUAGGCUUGUGGAUGUUUUGUUCUGGCUGCAAAUCGUGGAAGUUCGAUGGGGACCAGGCCAGACCAAGCUACACGACAGUAUUACCAAUGAGGUGAUACGCUCACUGGAACGGCUGGACGCGCAACCUCAACCACAGCCGCUGAUUAAGGCAGCACCACGCCCAUCAGUACCACCGCCGAUCAUCAUAUCGGUGCAGUCCAGUGUAGUUCAAAACGUUGCGCCGGCAGUUAACCAUUUCCCGUCGCCUGGGACCACCAGACCGCUACCACUGUGCCCACAAACUGUUAUGGUUUCCCGGCACUCUUUGCCGCCAAUCUUCAUUCGGCCCAGUACCGGGAUUGUGCCCACAGGAGGACCAGCGACAGCCAAUCAGUUUCGGUGACACGGUAUUCUGCAUUCCCUCUGACCCGACCGCUCAAUCCGGUAGUGUCUACCGGAUCAGGUAAUCAUCAGUCACCAGGAAACAACGGCGGCACCGGACAAAAUACUAGCCUUUCCAAUAUUCGGCCAACCAUCAGCCGCCCACUGACCACUGAGUCCCGUUUAUGGUCUUUUUACUACUGGACUCAAUACGAAUUCAAAACAAGUCAAACACCGGGUCAAAUUAUCGCCUUAACCAUUAGGCCACGCGGCCAACAGACUUGUAGUUACAAAAAAUUAAAUAAUAUGGGGCUGCGAAGUAGUGCUAUCUCAUAAUCGCAUGUUGACUGUAUGUCAAUAGAAGUACUGCACAUACUCUACAAGCGUGUGUCAAAAUAAUGGUAUAAUAUAGAUAAAAAAUAUAUGUCUCCGUCAAAUUUGUUUAAUUUUCUCUGAAAUAAAUUU